UAAAAUCUUACACACCUCUACAAAUGAACUGAUCAGCUCAAGGACUUUGAGGAGGAGAAGAUAUAUCAUAUAUGGCUACUUUUCCAGAUAUUCAUGGGAAGACUCUCUUCUUCGCUUUUAUUCUCACGCUGCUCAUACUGAUGUGCUUCGGUUCCAGCAGCGUUGAAGCCCAAGGUGGUCAGCUUCCUCGAGAUGAAGAGGAGGCUCUAGAAGAAAUAGCAGAACAAGUGGGGAAAAAGGAUUGGAACUUCAGCCUAAACCCUUGUGAUGGCAACUCCAACUGGUCCACACCUAACAGGAAGGAAAUGCCAUUGUAUAACAAUACUCUCACCUGCAAUUGCUCCUAUCCCAACGGUCAAUGCCACGUCGUUCAGAUAUUUCUCAAAGGGCAAGAUCUUGCUGGUGUGCUUCCGUCCUCUUUGGCAAAAUUGCCUUACCUUAAGAUAAUUGAUUUCACUAGGAACUAUCUUAGUGGUAACAUACCGCGUGAAUGGGCUUCUUUGCAAUUAGAAUAUAUGUCACUCACUGUGAACAGGUUAUCAGGACCAAUACCAAGCUUCUUGGGAAACAUUUCUACUCUGAGAUAUAUGAGUAUGGAGAGCAACAUGUUCUCUGGAACUGUUCCUCCUCAGCUUGGGCAACUGAUCAACUUGGAAAAUCUCAUUCUUAACACUAACAAUCUCACUGGGGAGUUGCCUCUAGCACUUGCUAAUCUAACCAAAUUAAUAGAAUUUCGGAUUAGUAGCAACAAUUUCAGUGGAAAAAUUCCCAAUUUUAUUCAUAGUUGGAAACAACUUCAGAAAUUAGAGAUCCAAGCAAGUGGUCUUAAAGGGCCCAUACCUUCUAGCAUUUCUGUCUUGAAGAAUUUAACUGAAUUAAGGAUUAGUGAUUUACCUGGGGAAGGCUCAAAUUUUCCGCCUCUAGGAAACAUGAAAGGCCUGAAAAAGCUGAUGUUGAGAGGUUGUAUUAUCUCCGGAUCAAUCCCCAAAUAUUUAGCAGAGAUGACAGAACUGCAAAUUUUAGACCUUAGCUUCAACAAGCUGGAAGGAAUUGUUCCAAACUUGGAAGGUUUAACACAAAUAGAAUUCAUGUAUUUGACAAGCAACAUGCUAACUGGGUCUAUUCCGGAUUGGAUCGAGAGCAGAAAUAAUCGCUACCAAACAGAUAUUUCUUAUAAUUACUUUUCCAAGCGCUCUAUGCCAUCUUCUUGUCGAGAAACCCUGAACUUGUUCCGAAGCUUUUCUGAAAGGGGAAAAUUAGAAUUUGAUGAGUGCCUGAACAGUUUUCCAUGUCUCAAAGAUCAGUAUUCACUGCAUAUAAAUUGUGGUGGAGGAAGAACCAUCAUUGGAGACAUAGUCUAUGAAGCGGAUGAAGACUUAGCAGGUCCAUCCAAGUUUGUCCCCACUAGAGAUAAUUGGGGUUUUAGUAGCACAGGAGACUUUUGGGAUCGUGACAGAACCACAAAAAAUUAUAUAGCACAGAAUGUAUCCAUGCUUGGGAUGAAUGACUCUGAAUUGUACACAAGAGCACGACUUUCUCCUCUAUCUUUCACUUACUAUGGACGCUGCUUAGCAGAUGGGACCUAUACUGUGAAACUUCAUUUUGCAGAGAUAGUGAUCAGAGACAAUAAAUCCUUUCAUAGUCUUGGAAGACGUAUUUUUGAUGUUUACAUCCAGGAAAAGCUGGAGUUGCAAGAUUUUAAUAUUGUACAAGCAGCACAAGGGGUUGAUAAGGUAGUUGUAAGAGAAUUUAAAGCAGUCGUAAGGAAUAAGACUUUGGAGAUCCGAUUUCAUUGGGCUGGGAAAGGUACAACAGCUGCCCCAGAGGGAGGAACCUAUGGUCCUCUCAUAUCAGCCAUUUCUGUAAAAGCUGAUUUUGAGUCGUCUUCUCAUGGAAAAAAGAAGAUAUUCAUUGCAGUUGGGGCUGUGGCUUUCAUGAUAUUCCUUAUUUUAGGUAUUCUUUGGUGGAAAGUUUGCUUUGGUGGCAGAAUCUCCCAGGAACAAGAUCUCGAAGGACUAGAUAUGCAAACAGGUUCUUUUACCUUAAAACAAAUAAAAGCUGCCACCAAAAAUUUUGAUUUUGCAAACAAGAUUGGAGAAGGAGGUUUUGGUCCAGUUUAUAAGGGUCUGUUAUCCGAUGGUACCAUAGUUGCAGUGAAACAGCUUUCCUCUAUAUCAAGGCAAGGAAAUCGUGAAUUUUUGAAUGAGAUAGCCAUGAUUUCUUGUUUGCAACACCCAAAUCUGGUGAAACUUCAUGGAUGUUGUGUUGAAGGAGAUCAACUGUUACUGGUAUAUGAGUACAUGGAAAACAAUAGCCUAGCUGGCGCUCUGUUUGGUCCAGAAAAUGGUCUGCCGAACCUGGACUGGCCAACUAGGCUUAAAAUCUGUAUUGGUAUUGCCAAGGGAUUAGCUUUUCUCCACGAAGAAUCAAGGAUUAAGAUUGUCCACAGAGAUAUUAAAGCUACUAAUGUGCUUCUUGAUAGAGACCUAAACCCUAAAAUAUCUGACUUUGGACUGGCUAGGCUUGAUGAAGGGGAGAAGAGCCAUAUUAGCACCAGGGUUGCUGGAACCAUAGGAUAUAUGGCACCAGAAUAUGCACUGUGGGGUUAUCUGACAUACAAGGCAGAUGUUUACAGUUUUGGGAUUGUGGCUUUGGAAAUUGUUAGUGGAAAACACAACAACAAUUAUAUACCCAGCAAUGGCUGCCUUUGUCUUUUAGAUUGGGCCUGUCUGUUGCAGCAAAGCAGAAAGUUUCUGGAGCUGGUUGAUGAGAAGUUGGAGUCUAAAGUCAAUGAAGAAGAGGCAGAAAGGAUGAUUAAAGUGGCUCUUUUGUGCACAAAUGCAUCCCAAUCACUUAGGCCUACCAUGUCUGAAGUGGUAAGCAUGCUUGAAGCCCGAAUGCCUAUUCCUGAUAUAAUCCCAGGACCAAGUACCUACACCGAAGAUUUGAGGUUUAAGGCAAUGAGAGACUUUCGUCAAGACAAGAGAAACCAGAGUCUGAGUGAAGGUAAUCAAUCCCUAAAUUUAACAGGUCAUACAGAGCUAGAGCUUUGCUCUACCUCUACAUCUGGCCCUGAUUUCCAUGAAAUCAACCCAGAUUCGGAAUCCUGUUAAUGAUGAAGUGUUUUUCUUUUAAAGAAUGCUGAUCCUACUCCUGAAGGCUCUGAAUGGAUUUACUGAUCUGCAUCUCCAUCUCAAUGAGCAUCCUAAAGUUUUGGUUAUUUAAUCAAACUUCUAUUCAAUGGGGCUACACCCGCAUCUUGUACAUCAAUUUUUUUUUUUUAUUUGGUCUAUAGUUCUCUUUAAUAGUGAGAGUUUGUUGUAUAAAAUUUCAAGAAAUUUUGUGGUACAAUUAGAUUCUCAUAUUUUAAUAAAUGUGCUCCUGGCAAAAGAUUGAUGUAAA
Vitis riparia (riverbank grape) is the source of this 3402-nucleotide messenger RNA. RefSeq names its product probable LRR receptor-like serine/threonine-protein kinase At1g07650. The transcript has 24 exons. NCBI's taxonomy places the organism in Eukaryota, Viridiplantae, Streptophyta, Magnoliopsida, Vitales, Vitaceae. The record is from RefSeq and is a predicted model, not a curated record. Gene Ontology annotation, molecular function: protein kinase activity; ATP binding; protein binding. The coding region runs from base 72 to 3113 and encodes 1013 amino acids. Gene Ontology annotation, biological process: protein phosphorylation.